GUAGACUAUAUAAGGCUGGUCCACUACUCCAUUUGAGCAGCGUCAGCAUCCCAUCGGUGUCAAGAAGUGAAGAAACUUGGACCAGUUUGAAACCAUGAGUUCCAUUUUACAGAAAACCGUCAGACCAAUCUGGACCGUCAGAGGACUGCACAAGUCUGCAGUGGAAGUCUUGAAGUACCCCGCCCCCGAGGACACGGUCACGGCCAGUUUUGGAAAGUUCAUCAGUGAAGUAAAGCCUCAGCACUUGUCCCCUAUGGCCCUUGAUCGCAGUAAGAGGAUGGUGCUGGACAGUAUCGGUGUUGGUCUCCUUGGCAGCACAACAGAAGUGUUUCAACUUGCGCUGCAGCACUGCCAGCUCAUGUACGCCAGUCAUGAUGUCAGCUCAGUCUACGGACGCAAGGGCACCAAGCUCUCGCCAACACUGGCGGCUUUUGUCAACGGAGUGGCGACUCAUUCCAUGGACUUUGAUGAUACGUGGCAUCCUGCCACUCAUCCCUCAGGAGCGGUGCUUCCUGCUGUGCUGGCUCUCAGCGACAUGAUGCCUGCCAAUGGUAAACCCAGUGGCCUGGACUUCCUGCUGGCUUUUAAUGUUGGAGUUGAGAUCCAGGGCCGUCUGAUGAGGUUCUCUAAUGAGGCCCAUAACAUCCCCAAGAGGUUUCACCCUCCCAGUGUUGUGGGCACCAUGGGAAGCGCAGCCGCCUGUGCUUGCCUCUUGUCGUUGAGUCCAUCCCAGUGCAGUCACGCCUUAGCCAUUGCCGCUUCUCUAUCAGGAGCCCCAAUGGCUAACGCUGCCACCCAGUCCAAACCCAUCCACAUCGGCAAUGCCUCCCGUUUGGGGAUGGAAGCUGCUAUACUGGCGUCUCAGGGACUUGAGGCAAGUCAACUCGUCCUGGACGCCGUUGAAGGAGUGGCCGGUUUCAAUGCUUUCUACAAAGACUACGUGCCGCAUCAUUUGGAGUCACCGAACGACAACGACGGCCAUGUGUUCUUGAUAGAAGAACAGGAUAUGGCUUUCAAGCGCUUCCCGGCACAUCUCGGAAUGCACUGGGUGGCAGAUGCUGCAGCCUCAGUACACAAGCAUCUUGUGGGCUUAGGUCCUGGAACUGUGUCUCCAGCUCAGAUUCAGGACAUCCUGCUCCGAGUUCCCCUAUCAAAAUACAUCAACAGGCCUUUCCCAGAGUCGGAUCACCAGGCCCGGCAUUCUUUCCAGUUCAACGCUUGUAGUGCCCUCCUAGAUGGUGAAGUGACCGUGGAGUCCUUCUCCCCUGCCACCAUGGCACGUCCUGAACUCCUCCAGCUGCUGAGUCGAGUCCGUGUGGAGCACCCUCAUGACAACCCAGCCAAUUUCAACCACAUGUAUGGUGAAGUCCAGGUAGCACUUGUUGGGGGGGACAUCCUAAAGGGGCGCUGUGACACCUUUUAUGGUCACUGGCGCAAACCACUGACCCAAGAGAGCCUGAGAAAGAAGUUCCGGAAUAACGCAGGUGCCGUUAUUCCCUCAGAUAAAGUAGAGAGGCUGAUUGAAGUAGUGGAAGAACUGGACAUUAACAAGGACUGCUCCCUUCUUCUCCAACAACUGCAGUGAAAAGACAAGGUUCAACUGAGUAAAAUAAAGCAAUGCAUUAUUUUGUUACAUCGCAAAAGAUGACUUGGAGAUGAAGUGAAGGGGCAUUUAUGCACAUGAAAUGUUGCUGUAUCAAACAUAUCCAUAAUUUUUACUGCACUUUUUAUUGAACAAUGACCUGUAUAAAUACUGAUUUAUACGUAAAAAUGC
Messenger RNA from Doryrhamphus excisus (bluestripe pipefish), 1774 nucleotides. RefSeq names its product immunoresponsive gene 1, like (gene irg1l). Gene Ontology annotation, biological process: defense response. Gene Ontology annotation, cellular component: mitochondrion. The record is from RefSeq and is a predicted model, not a curated record. Gene Ontology annotation, molecular function: aconitate decarboxylase activity. Lineage: Eukaryota; Metazoa; Chordata; Actinopteri; Syngnathiformes; Syngnathidae.